Molecule: messenger RNA, 8191 nt
Organism: Pipistrellus kuhlii (Kuhl's pipistrelle)
Lineage: Eukaryota; Metazoa; Chordata; Mammalia; Chiroptera; Vespertilionidae
Gene: KAT6B
Product: lysine acetyltransferase 6B
Exons: 18
Coding region: 667-6870 (2067 amino acids)
Biological process (GO): nucleosome assembly; regulation of DNA-templated transcription
Cellular component (GO): nucleosome; MOZ/MORF histone acetyltransferase complex
Molecular function (GO): DNA binding; histone acetyltransferase activity
Source: RefSeq, a predicted model, not a curated record
GCUGCCGCGUGGUUAGUGUGUGGGUGACGGACAGGUCUGUGGGCCAACGAGGGGCCCUAGGCGUCCGCAGCCCUGACCAAUGGGGCAGCGCCGGGGCGGGGCCGCGGCUCGGGUUUAAUGAGACUUCAUUGGGCUGUAAUCAGUGUCAUGUCGGAUUCAUGUCAACGACAACAACAGGGGGACACAAAAUGGCGGCGGCUUAGCUCCUACCCCUGGCGGCGGCGGCAGCGGUGGCGGCGGCGGCGGCACCUCCUCCAGGCGGCGGCCGCGGCUUCUUUCUCGGGCAGCGCCGGCGCCCAAAGGCAGGCGCGGUGGCGGCGGCGGUGGCGCGCGGCCAGAUUUGCCUGAAGAUCUGGACAAUCUUCUUUUUUUGUCAUGGACUAUUAAAACCUUUGGAGUUCCAAUUCUGGUCUUGAGUUCCUACUUAAAGAUGUUCUUCGCCCGAACGCAGUCUUUCCUGUUGGUUAAAUAAGACAUCUGCCGACACUGCCUGUUGGUCCUCUUUUAACCUCUUAAGGAUGGAUGUUUGUAAGAUGUUGCUUCCUAUGUUCUGGAGUACUCUGCCCAUUUGUUGAAUUGUAAAUGACUUUUAAACGUGCAAGUUCAGUUAAAUACAAGGAGAAUCUCUAUGGGUAACUUUUGUGUUGAAGAAGUCAUUUGUCAACCAUGGUAAAACUUGCAAACCCACUUUAUACAGAGUGGAUUCUUGAAGCUAUACAGAAAAUAAAAAAGCAGAAGCAAAGGCCCUCGGAAGAGAGAAUCUGCCAUGCGGUCAGUACUUCCCACGGGCUGGAUAAGAAGACGGUCUCCGAGCAGCUGGAGCUCAGCGUUCAGGAUGGCUCCGUCCUCAAAGUCACCAACAAAGGCCUUGCCUCCUACAAGGACCCAGACAACCCUGGGCGCUUCUCCGCGGUCAAACCGGGCACUUUUCCCAAGUCAACCAAGGGGUCUAGAGGAACGUGUAGCGAUCUUCGCAACGUGGAUUGGAACAGACUUCUAAGGAGAGCAAUCGAAGGACUGGAGGAGCCCAGCGGCUCCUCCCUGAAGAACAUAGAGAAGUAUCUCAGAAAUCAGAGCGAUCUCACAGGCACCACCACCAACCCGGCCUUCCAGCAGCGGCUGCGGCUGGGGGCCAAGCGCGCGGUGAACAACGGGAGGUUACUGAAAGACGGGCCGCAGUACAGGGUCAAUUAUGGGAGCUCCGAUGGCAAAGGGGCCCCCAAGUUCCCCAGCGCUUUCCCAUCCUCGCUCCCACCUGUCAGCCUUCUGCCGCAUGAGAAAGACCAGCCCCGUGCUGAUCCCAUUCCAAUAUGUAGCUUCUGUUUGGGGACUAAAGAAUCAAAUCGUGAAAAGAAACCAGAAGAACUCCUUUCUUGUGCAGACUGUGGCAGUAGUGGACACCCAUCCUGUUUGAAAUUUUGUCCCGAACUAACAACAAAUGUAAAGGCCUUAAGGUGGCAGUGCAUCGAAUGCAAGACGUGCAGUGCGUGUAGAAUCCAAGGCAAAAAUGCAGAUAAUAUGCUUUUUUGUGACUCCUGUGAUAGAGGAUUCCAUAUGGAGUGCUGUGACCCCCCACUUUCCAGAAUGCCAAAAGGGAUGUGGAUUUGCCAAGUCUGCAGACCAAAGAAAAAGGGAAGAAAACUACUUCAUGAGAAAGCUGCACAAAUAAAACGUCGAUAUGCAAAACCCAUUGGACGACCGAAAAAUAAAUUAAAGCAACGAUUGUUGUCUGUAACCAGUGAUGAAGGAUCCAUGAAUGCAUUCACAGGAAGGGGGUCACCUGGUAGGGGUCAAAAGACUAAAGUCUGUACCACACCUUCAUCUGGUCAUGCUGCAUCUGGGAAGGACUCAAGCAGCAGAUUGGCUGUCACAGACCCCACUCGGCCUGGUGCCACCACCAAAAUCACCACCACCUCCACCUACAUUUCUGCCUCUACACUUAAAGUUAACAAGAAAACCAAAGGGCUCAUUGAUGGCCUUACUAAGUUUUUUACACCAUCACCUGAUGGUCGCAGAUCACGAGGUGAAAUAAUAGACUUUUCAAAGCACUAUCGUCCAAGGAAAAAGGUCUCUCAGAAACAGUCAUGCACUUCUCAUGUGUUGGCUACAGGUACCACACAAAAGCUAAAACCUCCACCUUCUUCACUUCCACCCCGAGCCCCCAUCUCUGGUCAGAGCCCCAGUUCACAAAAGUCCAGCACGUCCACCUCUUCUACCUCUCCCCAGAGCUCUUCCAGCCAGUCCAGUGUGCCCUCCCUGAGCAGUCUCACUAGUAACAGCCAGCUGAAGGCACUCUUUGAUGGACUCUCUCAUAUCUAUACCACUCAGGGACAGUCUCGAAAGAAGGGACACCCAAGUUAUGCACCGCCCCAGCGCAUGCGUCGUAAAACUGAAUUCUCUUCCACAGCAAAGUCUAAAGCCCAUUUCUUUGGAAAAAGAGAUAUUAGAAGUAGGUUUAUGGCUCACUCCUCCUCCUCUAGCUGGGGGAUGGCUAGAGGACGUAUUUUUAAAGCAAUUGCUCACUUCAAGCGAACAACUUUCCUUAAAAAGCACAGGAUGCUAGGCAGGUUAAAAUAUAAAGUGACCCCUCAGAUGGGGACCCCCUCACCAGGGAAGGGGAGCUUGACAGACGGAAGGAUUAAACCUGAUCAGGAUGAUGAUACUGAAAUCAAAAUAAGCAUCAAACAAGAAAGUACAGAUAUAAGUGUGAUUGGAAACAAGGAAACUGUCACCGAAGAGGACGUGGAUGUGUUUAAGCAGGCCCAGGAGCUCUCUUGGGAGAAAAUAGAGUGUGAGAGUGGAGUGGAAGACUGUGGCCGGUACCCUUCUGUAAUAGAAUUUGGGAAAUAUGAAAUCCAGACCUGGUACUCUUCACCUUACCCACAGGAAUAUGCAAGGUUACCAAAGCUUUACCUGUGUGAGUUCUGUCUUAAAUAUAUGAAAAGUAAAAACAUUUUGUUAAGACACUCCAAGAAAUGUGGAUGGUUUCAUCCUCCAGCAAAUGAAAUUUACCGAAGGAAAGACCUUUCAGUAUUCGAGGUUGAUGGGAAUAUGAGCAAAAUUUAUUGCCAAAACCUUUGCUUGUUAGCCAAGCUCUUCCUGGACCACAAAACGUUGUAUUAUGAUGUCGAGCCAUUCCUUUUUUAUGUUCUUACAAAAAAUGAUGAAAAGGGCUGUCAUCUGGUUGGAUACUUCUCUAAGGAGAAGCUUUGCCAGCAGAAGUAUAAUGUCUCCUGCAUAAUGAUCAUGCCCCAGCACCAGAGGCAAGGAUUUGGACGGUUUCUCAUCGAUUUCAGCUAUUUGCUUUCUAGAAGAGAAGGCCAAGCAGGGUCUCCGGAGAAGCCGCUCUCUGACCUGGGCCGGCUCUCCUACCUGGCCUACUGGAAGAGCGUCAUCUUGGAGUACCUCUUCCGCCACCACGAGAGGCACAUCAGCAUCAAGGCGAUCAGCAGAGCCACGGGCAUGUGCCCGCACGACAUUGCCACCACUCUGCAGCACCUCCGCAUGAUCGACAAGAGGGAUGGCAGAUUUGUUAUCAUUAGAAGAGAAAAGCUGAUACUGGGCCACAUGGAAAAGCUGAAAACCUGUUCCCGGUCCAACGAGCUUGAUCCAGAGAGCCUGAGGUGGACCCCAAUUUCAGUCUCUAACGCCGCGGUCUCUGAAGAAGAGCGAGAAGCUGAGAAAGAGGCUGAGCGGUUGAUGGAACAAGCUACCUGCUGGGAAAAGGAGGAGCAAGAGAUCCUGUCGUCUAGAACUAGCAGUAGGCAAUCACCUGCAAAAGUACAAUCGAAAAAUAAAUAUUUGCAUUCCCCGGAGAGCCGGCCAGUGGCAGGGGACCGAGGGCAGCUGCUGGAGCUGUCCAGAGAGAGCAGUGAAGAAGAGGAGGAGGAAGAGGAAGAGGAGGAGGAAGAGGAGGAAGAGGAGGAGGAGGAGGAGGAGGAAGAAGAAGAGGAAGAAGAAAAUAUUCAAAGCUCUCCUCCAAGAUUAACUAAGCCACAGUCAGUUGCCAUAAAGAGAAAGAGGCCUUUUGUGCUAAAGAAGAAAAGGGGUCGUAAACGCAGGAGGAUCAACAGCAGUGUAACAACUGAGACCAUUUCCGAGACGACGGAAGUGCUGAAUGAGCCCUUUGACAACUCGGACGAGGAGAGGCCGAUGCCGCAGCUGGAGCCUACCUGCGAGGUGGACGCGGAGGAGGACGGCGGGAGGCCGGGCCUGAGGAAGGCCUUCCAGCAUCCGCCUGGCAAGAAGAGGCAGGCAGAGGAAGGGGGCGGAAGAGACAAUCAUUGCUUUAAGAGUGCUGACCCUUUCAGAAACAAAAUGGAUGAUGCAAAUAACUUGAAAGAAGGCAGUAGAGACAAUCCUGAACCUCUAAAGUGCAAACAAGUGUGGCCAAAAGGAUCGAAGCGCGGCCUCUCUAAGUGGCGGCCAAGCAAAGAAAGGAAGACCGGAUUCAAGCUGAACUUGUACACCCCUCCGGAGACGCCCAUGGAGCCGGACGACCAGGUGACGGUGGAGGAGCAGAAGGAGGCGCUGGAGGACAAGAGCAGCCCCAGCCCCACCAGGAUCGAGGAGGACGUCAAGGAGGCUGUGGAACCCCCGCUGCCCCGGGAUGAAGACAGAAAGGAGGACACGUGUGCCCCUGUGAGUCCCAAUAAGUCACCAGGCGAAGCACUGGAGGACGAUCCAAUCAAACCGGAGGAGGAGGAGGAGGAGGAGGAAGAGGAAGAGGAGGAGGAGGAGGAGGAAGAAGAAGAAGGAAAUGUAGAAAAAGACCCAAGUGGUACCAGAAGUCAGGAAAAAGAGGAACCAGAAGCCUGCCCGGACAAAGAGGACCCUGAGCGUCUGGAUGAUCCUGAGGAGGAGGAGGAAGAGGAGGAGCCGUCUCACAACGAGGGUCACGAUGCUGACGAUGAGGACGACAGCCACAUGGAGUCUACGGAGGCUGAGAAGGAGGAGCGCCCCAGGGAAGCUUUCAAAGAAGUGCUGGAAAGCCAGGAGGCUUUUUUAGACCUGAGUGUCCAGGCCGGCCACGCAAACCCGGAGGCCCUAAUGGACUGUGACGUGGACCUCGCCACUGCGUGCCACAGCGAGCCCAAGGAGCUGGCCGCGGACCCCGAAACGGCGCCCGAGUCUGACGAGGAGCCCCCCGACGAGCAGCCACAGAAACAGGACCAAAAGCACAGCGACGACGACGCCGAUCCCGAGUUCAAAGAGGCCAGCGCGGCAGCCAUGGAAAUCGACUCGGAGACCGUGCAGGCCGUGCAGUCUCUGACCCAGGAGAACGGCGAGCAGGAGGACACCUUCCAGGACUGUGCCGAGACCCAGGAGGCCUGCCGGAGCCUGCAGAACUACGCCCGCCCAGACCAAAGCCCGCAGAUCGCUGCCGCGCUGGACGACUGCCAGCAGUCAGACCACAGCAGCCCCGUCUCCUCCGUCCAUUCCCACCCCGGCCAGUCGGUGCGUUCCGUCAGCAGCCCCAGCGUCCCCGCCCUGGAGAACAGCUACGCCCAAAUCAGCCCGGACCAGAGCGCCAUCUCAGUGCCAUCGCUGCAGAACAUGGAAACCAGCCCCAUGAUGGACGUGCCGUCGGUGUCCGACCACUCGCAGCAGGUCGUGGACAGUGGGUUCAGCGACCUGGGCAGCAUCGAGAGCACCACGGAGAACUACGAGAACCCGAGCAGCUACGACUCCACCAUGGGCGGCAGCAUCUGCGGCAACGGCUCCUCGCAGAACAGCUGCUCCUACAGCAGCCUGACCUCCAGCAACCUGACGCAGAGCAGCUGCGCCGUCACCCAGCAGAUGUCCAGCAUGAGCGGGAGCUGCAGCCUGCUGCAGCAGCAGCCCGGCAUCAGCUCGCCCCCCACCUGCAGCGUCAAGUCCCCGCAGGGCUGCGUGGUGGAGCGGCCCCCUAGCGGCAGCCAGCAGCUGGCCCCGUGCAGCAUGGCCGCCAACUUCAGCCCGCCCAUGCAGCUGGCCGACAUCCCCGAGGCCGGCAACGCCAACCUCGGCCUGUACGAGCGGAUGGGCCAGAGCGAUUUCGGGGCCGGGCACUACCCGCAGCCGUCCGCCACCUUCAGCCUCGCCAAACUGCAGCAGUUAACCAACACCCUCAUCGACCAUUCAUUGCCUUACAGCCACUCCGCUGCUGUGACUUCCUAUGCAAACAGUGCCUCUCUGUCCGCUCCGCUCAGCAACACAGGGCUCGUCCAGCUCUCCCAGUCUCCGCACUCCGUCGCCGGGGGACCCCAAGCACAAGCCACCAUGACCCCGCCCCCCAACCUGACCCCUCCUCCGAUGAACCUGCCGCCGCCCCUGCUGCAGCGGAACAUGGCUGCUGCGUCCAACAUCGGCAUCUCCCACAGCCAAAGACUGCAGACCCAGAUCGCCAGCAAGGGCCACGUCUCCAUGAGAACCAAAUCGGCGUCCCUGUCCCCGGCCGCUGCGGCCGCCGCCGCGGCCACCCACCAGCCGCAGAUCUACGGGCGCUCGCAGAGCGUGGCCAUGCAGGGCCCCGCGCGGACCCUGGCCAUGCAGCGCGGCAUGAACAUGAGCGUGAACCUGAUGCCGGCCCCCGCCUACAACGUCAACUCCGUGAACAUGAACAUGAACACGCUCAACGCCAUGAACGGGUACAGCAUGUCCCAGCCGAUGAUGAACAGCGGCUACCACGGCAACCACGGCUACAUGAACCAGACGCCCCAGUACCCGAUGCAGAUGCAGAUGGGCAUGAUGGGGACCCAGCCAUACGCCCAGCAGCCCAUGCAGACCCCGCCCCACGGCAACAUGAUGUACACGGCGCCCGGGCACCACGGCUACAUGAACACGGGCAUGUCCAAGCAGUCUCUCAAUGGGUCCUACAUGAGAAGGUAGGCGACACGGGCAGCCACAGACACCCGCGCCCCCCGGGCGUCACGAUCGGACGGAUCUGCACAAAUACCUUCGAAGAGUACGAUUUCAAAACCAGCAACAUUGGUGUGAAUGCAAAAAUAUUUGUUGGCACCAUGUAUUUAAAAAAAAAAAAAAAAAAAAAAAGCUGUAUGCAGCAGAAAGCCUUAUACAAGUUGUUUUUCUUUUUUUUUUUCUUUUUUUUUUUCCUUUUUCUUUUUCGGUACCUGUUUCCGUUCCUUUUAUACGAAGUUCUCUGCAGAGGAAGGCCUCUCUCUGGACUGCGCCGGAGGCAGCCACGGGCCGUGCCUGCCUCCGUCAAACCGUGUGGAUAUCGAGCCCCGCACUCCCGACGUAUGUUUUACCGCGGAUCCCGCGCUCCCUCUCCUCCCCUGUCCACUCCGUGUAAAUGCCUUUAGCAUUUCCGUUCUUGUAUAUUUUGUUCAAGGUGACACUUCCGCAUGCCGCUACGGUCCUUGUCAGUGACAGUGCAUUUUGUAGUACUGUACAAGUGUUGUGCUAACGGUAAGCCAUUUCUUAAGUUUUUUGCCUUGAUUAGGGUGCCCUAAUUUGAGGGUUUUAAAAACAAACAAACAAACAAAAACUAUAUUUUUGUUAAUUAUAAAACUGUAAAGAGCUAUAAAAGCUAUUACCAUUUGGUUAGUCCAAAAGGGGUUUAUUGCUAAAUGUUUGGUGUAAAGUUGAGACCCUUUUCCAUUUUGGUGACAGAUUUCUUUGGGGGGGGAGGGGGGGAAGAAGGCAGCUUUCUGUUUUAUAAAAUGCAGACUUCUGUUUAUUGAAUGAAGCAUAUCUCAGUGUUUAUCUGUCAGGUUUUGAAACAUUUCAUAUAUGUCCAAAUACUUGGCAGGAUUUAAAAAAAAAAAAAUAGUGAAUUUGGUGUAAAGUUGCUAUUUUAUGGAAAUGCCUCUAACUUUACAUUUUCAUUCCAUCUGUAGAUUUUUCUAUCUUUAUAAAAUAUUGGAGUUAUUUUUUAAGGAAAAAUAGAGAAGUAGCCUGUGAAUAGCUCGAACUAAGCUUACAAACCGCAUGUAAAAAAAAAAAAGCAAAAAAGUUAUUUGUGUCUGUUUAUAUCGCUUCCUUUUUUUGUAGUCUUUGUACCUGUACAGGUGACUGUAAGGGCCAAGCAGGAGAGGCGCAACCCCUUGUAUAAAAUAGCAGCAGCAACACUCUUGGAUUUAUCUGUUCUCUUUUUAGUCAGUCACUUCAAACAAAAACAAAAAACCCACGAAAAAUAAAAAAAAGCUGUACAUUUUAACAUAAAAUAAAUUAUGAUGAGCCAUUUUUA